Messenger RNA from Sphaeramia orbicularis (orbiculate cardinalfish), 2826 nucleotides. RefSeq names its product phenylalanyl-tRNA synthetase subunit beta (gene farsb). Lineage: Eukaryota; Metazoa; Chordata; Actinopteri; Kurtiformes; Apogonidae. Gene Ontology annotation, biological process: translational elongation; phenylalanyl-tRNA aminoacylation. The coding region runs from base 70 to 2616 and encodes 848 amino acids. Gene Ontology annotation, molecular function: ATP binding; translation elongation factor activity; magnesium ion binding. The transcript is spliced from 18 exons. Gene Ontology annotation, cellular component: phenylalanine-tRNA ligase complex; cytoplasm. The record is from RefSeq and is a predicted model, not a curated record.
CCGCUCCAGACAGCUACAGCCGGCUAGUGGGGUCCUUUUCCAUAGGGCUGUGGAAGAUUAGCAGGCAACAUGCCGACUGUCGGAGUAAAUAGGGAUCUUCUCUUCAGAGCUUUGGGCAGAACAUACACUGAUGAGGAGUUUGACGAACUGUGCUUUGAAUUUGGACUGGAGCUGGAUGAAAUUACUUCGGAGAAGGAACUAAUCAGCAAAGAACAGGGUGACUCCAAAGCUUCAGGAGCUUCUGAUGUGAUUCUGUACAAAAUUGAUGUACCAGCUAACCGCUAUGACCUACUUUGCCUUGAGGGGUUGGUCCGUGGAUUGCAGGUUUUCAAGAAUAAGUUGGAUGCCCCACGUUACACACGUGUCAGCCCAGUGAGUGGGCAGCCUCAGAGACUGAUUAUCACUAAGGAGACAGCAGCAGUUCGACCCCAUGCAGUGGCUGCAGUGUUGAGGAACAUCACCUUUACUCAGGAGCGCUAUGACAGCUUCAUUGAGCUGCAGGAGAAACUCCACCAGAACAUCUGCAGAAAGAGGAGCUUGGUGGCAAUUGGGACUCAUGACCUGGACACCAUCUCUGGUCCGUUCACAUACACGGCCAAACCUCCUGGAGACAUCUGUUUUAAACCCCUCAACCAGACCAAAGAGUACACUGCCACACAGCUCAUGAGCCUCUACAAGAGCGACAGUCACCUGAAACAUUACCUUCACAUUAUUGAAGACAAGCCUGUGUAUCCUAUCAUUUAUGACAGCAAUGGCAUUGUCCUGUCUAUGCCUCCUAUCAUCAAUGGGGACCAUACUAAAAUCACCCUGAAGACAAAGAAUGUCUUCAUUGAGUGCACAGCCACAGAUCUGACCAAGGCCAAGAUUGUGUUGGACAUGAUGGUCACCAUGUUCAGCCAGUAUUGCUCAAAGCCUUUCACUGUUGAGGAGGCUGAAGUGGUGUGUCCGGACGGUAGGAUCUGCACUUACCCGGAGCUGGCGUACAGGAAAGAGAGGCUCUCCAGCGAGUUUAUCAAUCACAAAGUUGGCAUCAAUGAGUCUACAGAAAACAUUGCCCAACUGCUGACCCGGAUGUGUCUGCUCUCCCGGGCUACGGGCGUUGGUGAUGAGAUUGAGGUAGAGAUCCCGCCAACACGUUCCGAUGUCAUCCAUGCCUGUGACAUCAUGGAGGAUGCUGCCAUAGCAUAUGGUUUCAACAACAUUACCCGUACCACGCCACGUACCUACACCGUAGCCAAUCAGUUCCCACUCAAUAAACUGACAGAGCUGUUGAGACAAGACCUGGCAGCUGCUGGGUUCACAGAAGCGCUAAACUUUGCCCUGUGCUCUCAAGAAGACAUUGGAGAUAAGCUUGGAAAGAAGAUCUCAGAAACCAGGGCGGUUCACAUCUCCAACCCCAAGACAGCGGAAUUCCAGGUGGCGCGCACUACUUUACUGCCAGGCCUGCUGAAAACCAUAGCAGCCAACAGGAAGAUGCCCCUUCCCCUCAAACUGUUUGAGAUAUCUGAUGUGGUGCUGAAAGAUGACACCAAAGAUGUCGGGGCGAGGAACAGCCGGCGCUUCUGUGCCGUUUACUACAACAAGAGCCCAGGCUUUGAGGUGAUCCACGGCCUGCUUGACCGAGCCAUGCAGCUGCUGGAAGUGAAGUCAGCCCGUGGAGAUGGCUACCACAUCCAGGCUGCAGACGAUUCCACUUUUUUCCCCGGUCGCUGCGCAGAAGUCUUUGUCCAUGGAAAGAGCGUGGGACGUCUUGGUGUCCUUCACCCUGAUGUCAUCAACCGCUUCGAGCUGACCAUGCCCUGCUCAGCCCUGGAGAUCGACAUCGAGCCCUUCCUUGGCCACACUGCUGAAACCCUCCUCACUCAUGACGUCCCUAUGCAGGAAGUUGUCAGGCACAAGUUCCCCACGCUACAUGAACCUCCGCAGGCUCUGGUCUCCCACCCGGCUUCCACAAAAACGAUAUUUGGUGAUAUGAGCACGUCAGUCGGUCUCAAAGCGCUUAAUGACUUCCUGGCAGACAAAAGCUACAUCGAGGGCUUUGCGGCGUCCCAGGCUGACACUGCAGUAUUUGAUGCCAUCCCCUCUGCUCCCUCAUCAAACCUCUGCCACCUCAUGCGCUGGUACAACCACAUCCAGUCCUUCCUAAGGGAAAGACCCAGUCUACCAUUGGCUAAGGGUCAGUUUGUCCUCCCAUCUACACCUCCACCCUCAAGUAACGCCAAUGACAACGACGAUGACUUCGACCUAUUUGGCUCAGACGAUGAGGAAGAAAGUGAGGAGGCGGCGAGAAUCAAGGAACAGCGCCUGGCUGAGUAUGCUGCCAAGAAGUCUAAGAAGCCAGCUCUCAUAGCCAAGUCUUCGAUCCUGCUUGACGUCAAGCCCUGGGACGAUGAAACUGACAUGGCCAAACUGGAGGAGUGUGUCCGCAGCGUGACCAUGGAUGGGCUGCUCUGGGGGCAGUCUAAGCUGGUCCCAGUGGGCUACGGCAUCAAGAAGCUGCAGAUAGGUUGUGUGGUGGAGGAUGACAAAGUGGGCACAGAUCUACUGGAGGAAGCCAUCACCGCCUUUGAGGAAUAUGUUCAGUCUGUGGAUGUGGCUGCCUUCAACAAGAUCUGAAUUAUACAAACUGUAGUAAAACGAAUGGUACCAUCUGAUGUUUUCUAGUGUUGGCUUUAAAUAAAUGUUGUCAGAAACUCAACAUACAACCAAUGUUCAUUAGUUCAGUAAUUAAACCUCAGGUCAGUCCUUUGUAAAAAAAAAUUUAUCAUUUGAUACAAGUACACAACCCUUUACCCUCAAACGUUCAAUAAAGCCAUUGUCACUUUU